UUGCACCAACAACAAGAAGAAGAAAAGAAUAACAGACAACAGCAAACGGAUUAAUCCCCGGAAUGGCGGCGGAGCAUGUUAAAUGAACUUAUGCCUGUGCAGUUUUCCAUCGAUUUUCGUCUUGCGUCAACAACGGACUGGGGAUGAAAUACCAAACACAUAAAACGGAUUUGAUAUUCAAAAAAUAUGCAGAAACAAGAAAAAAGGCGCGAAUUGCGCUUGAAGCGAUUCUGGCGCUCACCAAAAACAACAUCCUCAGACGAUUCGACGGGAUAUGAGAGUCCGACACGGACAAAACAAGCGGCAAGUGGUAGUGAUGCACAGCGUUUCAAUCAUCUGCAUUACACCAGCCUUUCUCAGGGCUCGGGUUCUGGCACCACAACGACCACCUCAUCGUCGGCGGCGGCAGCGGGUUCCAAUGGUGGUGGACCCAUUGUGGGCACAUCACAGGGAAUUGGAGGAGGUGGUUCCGGUACCACAAGCAAUAAACCAUCUUGUUCCCUGCCGUUGCUUCAGGUGUGGCCCAGUCAGCCGCUUUUGCGCCAGGAGGGCUUCGUACAAUUGCGUCGUAACAGCGGUCCCGAGGGCCAGCGGGAUUCACCGCGUGGCGAAGCCGACGGCCAAUCGUUCAUCUUUCCCGCCAUUGUGGAGACAAGUGUCAGCAGUCCAACAGCCGCUGGUAGCAGUAGCAGCAGCCAUGGCAACAACAGUUCCCAAUCCCGACGGGACAACAACCAUUUGAGUCUGAGUACAGAUCGAAGAAGUUCUCUGUACUGUGAUACCCUGCAUGCAGGCGAUUCGGGCAUCGAUUCAGUGCAGGCAUCGCCAUCACCAAAUGCUUUUAUUGCACCACCAGGAGUCCAUGUACAUGGUCUACCCCUGGGACAAACGGGCGGAGGGUCCUGCCAUGUCUCGCCCACGAGUACACCAACACAGGGAUCACCGAAUCUAUCGCUGGGCAGGCGGGGCAUGCGUAAUAGCAUUUGUGUGGUGCCCAAUAGUGGGGCAGCCGGAAGACGCAAAUCGAGUGCUCUUCUUCAUCCAGAUCAUGCUCGUCUAUUUGCACUGAGGAUGAAACAUGCGGCGGCAUUGGAACGGGCUCAAACAUCACCAGAUCAGACAUCGAUUGAAGAUGCCACUGAAUUCCAUGAUAAUGGUUUGGCCACCAAUCUACGUUUGUGCUCGGCCUCGUCGUCGACUACGUCGUCGCUUACAUCCGUGGCAGCGGUCAGCCUGGGCGGGGCGGGAGUGGGCGGAGUGGGUGGCAUUGGGGGAAUUGGGGGUGGUAGUGGUGGCCUAGCCACCAGCAGUGGUGCUGGCUCCUCCGGCUCCGCCUAUGCUGUGGGCGCGGCGGGCGUACAGCAGCGCGUCUCCGAUCCCUGGCUGCAGCCACAAUCCGAUAGAGAGCGUGACUCUCGACAAGAUCGUAGACGUUCCUCAACAAUGACAGCACGCUAUUCACUAUUCGAUGCCCUAGAUCUGGAAUAUGUCUUACUCCGUGCCGCAGCUCGCGGCUCUGUGGGUCCCUAUAGCCUAAGCGAGUCCAUACAUAAGCUAACGUUUACUCAAUCAUUGGCAUUUCCGGCUCUGGCUCGUGGCUUGGCAACAAAACGACGACGAUCUGCAACACAUACCAGUUCGAGGCCAUUGAAUCCACAUGAAUCGGGACUGAAUACAUGCGCCAAAGUGGUCACCGCUGUGGUCCUAGUGGCAUUAUCCUUUAUGGUCUUUUUGAUUGUCUACAAAUUUGUGAGAACGUGAGGUUUACUCCUGGCCCCGACGCCAGAUUUUCCAGUUACAUAUCAAACCACUUACGGCUUGGAC
Drosophila willistoni is the source of this 1824-nucleotide messenger RNA. RefSeq lists its product as uncharacterized. The transcript has 6 exons. NCBI's taxonomy places the organism in Eukaryota, Metazoa, Arthropoda, Insecta, Diptera, Drosophilidae. Bases 187 to 1761 code for a protein of 524 amino acids. The record is from RefSeq and is a predicted model, not a curated record.